AUGACGCUUUUUACAUCGAUAAUUUUCAUAUCAACUUAUCAAUUCAUUAUUAUACAUGGUCAAGAAAUUGAUGAAAAUCCUAUGAAUAAUAAUAUAUUUGGUUUAUCUCCGUUUUCUUCCAGUAAUGAUGAUUGGUUAUCAGAUGAAUUCACAAAUAGAUUAAAUGAAUUUUGUCCGGGUAAUACUGUUCCAUUUACAAGUCUAGCAGAUAUUAUAACAGAUAGUAGAACAGGAACUGAUGCAUAUGAAGUACAAUUUAGUCCUCGUAUUACUAAUUUCUUUGAUAGUCAAAUAUUAAUUGGACAAUUGAGUAAUAUAAAUCAAAUAGUUAAUGUACAAAUGAGCUUUCAUAAUGAUGAUGGUGAUAUUAUACGUGAUACAUUUGGUAAUCCAAUUCAAUAUACAUCAAAUCGUCAAGAUCUUGGGCAUGUUUUAGACAUAUUACAGCCAGGAUUCCCAUUUUCUUAUGUUAGAUGUCUUUUAAGAUUACAACCAAAUUCUAAUUUUAAUCCACAUAGUCUUUUCUUUCAUUUUUCACAACGAUUUCCGUCCGGAACGGCAGCAAAUAACAUAACAUAUACAAUCACCGGUCCAACAUUAUUCUCUAUUGAUUCAAACAGACAAACAUAUAACGUAUCUGCAAAUUGUCCAGUUGGAUUAACUUGUAUGUGGUUAUUAGACAAUGAAGUUAUCUCAGGUACAUCCAAUACUACUGUUACAUUAGAAUUCAUCCCGAGACACAUUGGCAAUCGAACAUUAUCAUAUGUUGGAUAUUCUGCAAAUACGCCUCGAAUAUUAGCAUCACUUUCACUUUCUAUAUUGCCUAGUACAAGUCCAGGUAAAGUUUCAAGUUUAAUGAAUUUUGAUAUUUCAAAUGAAUUUUUAAAAUAUAUUAUGUAA
Messenger RNA from Rotaria sp. Silwood2, 900 nucleotides. The record is from the annotation of a GenBank genome assembly. Lineage: Eukaryota; Metazoa; Rotifera; Eurotatoria; Philodinida; Philodinidae.